AGUUUCAUUUGGUUUCAUAUUUUCAUUAAUGCUUUCAGUCAUAAAUUUUGAUUAAAAUUUUAGUGCGAUGACAAACAAUAGUCUCUUAUUAAAAGCAAGCUUUUUGAGGAAUCCUUCACAAAAUGGUGUUGGAAGAUAUGUUUGUCAACUUCAGAGGGUCGUACUUAAGUUUUGCAAAAAUCAUGGAGCCAGUAGGGGUUUGAGGGAAUUCAUUGAGGAGGACUUGGUAGAUUUCGCAAAGACAAAUCCUGGUGUAGUUGUUUAUUUGAAACCCAGAAGACAUCGGGGACCUGUGAUCAAAGCAGAAUAUUUAAAUGGUCAAACACAAUGGCUCAGUUGUAGAAAUUUCACUAAGGAUGAAAUAAAUAAAUGGUUAAAUCUGUUCAAAACUCAACAAGGGGAUAAAGAAGGAAUAAGGUUAAGGAAGUUGUGGCAUACAGAGGUUCCUUCUAUUCAAGGACCUUGGACCCCCUAUACUUUUAGACCCCCUUCUCUGAAUGUAGUUGAAUAUCCUAAUGAAAAUUUAUCUGCAGCCAAAGAAGAAAAAAGUGCAACUGAAGAAUUGAUCGAAUUAUUUGAAAAACAAAAACUUGAAAGUUUAAAAUUGGAAAAAACAGGAGAAUAGUCAUGUACAAAGUGUUAGUAAAGUUUUCUAGAUUG
Messenger RNA from Coccinella septempunctata (seven-spotted ladybird), 660 nucleotides. It is a transcript of the gene mRpL43, whose product is annotated as 39S ribosomal protein L43, mitochondrial. The transcript has 3 exons. Lineage: Eukaryota; Metazoa; Arthropoda; Insecta; Coleoptera; Coccinellidae. Gene Ontology annotation, biological process: mitochondrial translation. Gene Ontology annotation, cellular component: mitochondrial large ribosomal subunit. Gene Ontology annotation, molecular function: structural constituent of ribosome. Bases 68 to 625 code for a protein of 185 amino acids. The record is from RefSeq and is a predicted model, not a curated record.